AUGUCGGAGGUUUGCACUAAGAUAGCCAGCGGCCACACGGUGCAUGAGGUCGACUGCGCCACUAAAGAGAAGAUCGACAAGCUGCUACCGGGGCCCUGGGCGGACGUGGUGCUGCUGAGGCCCCACAACUGGGUUUUACUUCGUAGCUUUCUUCAAAUUCACGAGAAGGUCUACAACUUCAAGUUUCGACCUGACGAUGUAGUGGUGAUGACAUACCCUAAAUGUGGUACCACAUGGAGCCAGGAGAUCGUCUGGAACAUGAGGAACAACCCAGACCUUGACAACCCAGACGCUGAUGACGCACUCUUCGUACGCAGCCCCUACCUUGAGAUGGACAUGCUUUUCGUGCCCGGAUUGCAGAUCGACGUGGCUGUGAUGUCCGUCUUCAUGAAGGGCAUCGAAAAAUACGUCAAGGAUCUUGACCAGCACUGGCGAAAUUGGACUAUGUUCCAGGUAGCUGAAGCCCACAGAAAGCCUCGCACUAUCAAGACUCAUCUGCCCUUUUCCAUGCUGCCCAAGAAACUAUUCCCAUUGACCCCACAGGUUGUUUACGUGUCACGUAAUCCCAAGGAUAAGGUACUGUCCGCUCAGCACCACUACAAGCUCACGAAAAUGCACAACUUCGUCGGCACUCAGGAUGAAUUUGUUGACCUCUUCGUGGAAGAUUUGCUGUUAUACAGCCCGUACGGGCAGCACCUGAAGGAGGCGUGGUCCCGACGCCACCACCCCAACUUCUUCAUGACGACGUUCGAGGAGCUCAAGGCAGACACCCGCCAGCAGCUCACGAAGCUCGACGCUUUCUUGGGCACCGGCCUUACGGACAAGCGGCUCGACAACCUUUCACUUGCUCGCUCACUCACUCACUCACUCACUAUCACUCAUUCAAAUGCUUUUGAUGUUUGCUACUAA
This is a messenger RNA of Hyalella azteca, 909 nucleotides long. Its product is annotated as sulfotransferase 1C4-like. The transcript has 7 exons. Gene Ontology annotation, cellular component: cytoplasm. Gene Ontology annotation, biological process: sulfation. NCBI's taxonomy places the organism in Eukaryota, Metazoa, Arthropoda, Malacostraca, Amphipoda, Hyalellidae. Gene Ontology annotation, molecular function: sulfotransferase activity. The coding region runs from base 1 to 909 and encodes 302 amino acids. The record is from RefSeq and is a predicted model, not a curated record.